Messenger RNA from Oppia nitens, 15209 nucleotides. RefSeq names its product microtubule-actin cross-linking factor 1, isoforms 1/2/3/4-like (gene shot). Gene Ontology annotation, molecular function: calcium ion binding; structural molecule activity; microtubule binding. Gene Ontology annotation, biological process: wound healing; intermediate filament cytoskeleton organization. Gene Ontology annotation, cellular component: membrane; cytoplasm; cytoskeleton. The transcript is spliced from 18 exons. Bases 540 to 14552 code for a protein of 4670 amino acids. NCBI's taxonomy places the organism in Eukaryota, Metazoa, Arthropoda, Arachnida, Sarcoptiformes, Oppiidae. The record is from RefSeq and is a predicted model, not a curated record.
CGGAAAUUGUUUUGUCAUCAAACUAAUAGAGAUCAGCUCAAGAAGUAAUACAAUUAUUAUUUGGCACAUAUUAUAAUAAACAUAAAGAUAGAGUGUGUGUCACUUUAGGACUAUCCAACUACUGGUGCCCAUUGAGUGCGCAUAUCUGUGAUGCGUGAAUAUAUUGAAUAGACUCAAUUUGGCUCUCGAUGUGUAUGUGAUGGCAAUGCUGUUCCCAAUCAAAGAUAUUGUAUCAUAUGUUGUAUAAUGUAAUGGUGUGUUGUGUUUGUCAACCAUAAGAAUAUUCAACAAUUGAUAGCAAAGUGUAUUUCAAUGCUUUAAGAAAAUAUAUAUCCGAUUCUAGUCUUUAUGAUCUCUACCACAACAACAACACCAAAGAAUUAUUAUUUUCUAUACAAUACGAUACCGACAACAAUAAUAACAACAUUGACAUCAAAUCAUUAAAUGAUAGAGCAGUCGGUUCUCGAGCCAAGAGACGACACUCAAGUAGUGAUAUCCGUCAGUUUGGUGUAUGGUAUCCAAAGUUAGGCAACUGUCCGAUGGAUCAACAUAUCCAAGAGUUUCCGGUAAUAACAGAAUGGCUUAAACAACAGCCGCUCUCUAUCCUUCAGUUGGAUGCGGCCGAUAGGAUCGUCCUAUUUAUAGCCGAUGAAAGGGAUGCCAUACAGAAGAAAACGUUCACAAAAUGGGUUAACAAACAUCUAAUUAAGCAUUGGAUCUAUACUGAGACUUACACGUGUUUACACGUUUGCAAUGAUAACUGUUUCACUGAGUGUAAUGAAGUUACCAAAGGAGUGGUAGAUUUAUUUGAGGAUCUUCGUGAUGGACACAAUCUUAUAUCAUUGCUGGAGGUGUUAUCGGGAGAAAUAUUGUCUCGUGAAAGGGGGCGUAUGAGGGUUCAUAUGUUACAAAACAUUCAAAUAUGUCUUGAUUUCCUUAAACGGAGAAAGAUAAAACUGGUUAACAUCAGAGCUGAUGAUAUCGUGGAUGGAAAUCCAAAGCUAACGUUAGGCCUUAUUUGGACAAUAAUAUUGCAUUUUCAGUUAUCUGAUAUUGUGUUACACGACGACACCCAAUCGUUUAAAGAAGCGCUUCUCAGAUGGGCUCAAAAGACAACAGAAGGCUAUCCCGGAGUUAAUGUUAAAGACUUCACUCAAAGCUGGAGGGAUGGACUCGCCUUUAAUGCAAUUCUUCAUCGCAAUAGGCCUGAUUUGCUUGACUACCGUUCCUGUCGUGGUCGCACUGCCCGCGAAAACCUGGAGAAUGCAUUCCAUGUCGCUGAUAAAGAUCUCGGAGUCACUCGUCUCUUGGAUCCCGAAGAUGUGGACACUCCUCAUCCGGACGAAAAGUCUUUGAUAACAUAUAUAUCUUCGUUGUACGAACUGUUCCCCGAACCACCCGAACACAACCCACUUCUAGAUCUCGAGCGAAUCCGACGUAUUGACGAAUAUAAGGAUUUGGCGAGUCGUCUCUGUGUUUGGAUGCGGGAAAGCAUUGUCAGACUAAGAGAGAAAAAUUUUCCAAACACUUUGCAAGAAAUGAAAGUUUUACAACAGGAUAACAAUCGGUUCCGAACUGAAGAAAUACCACCAAAACUUCAUGACAAACAACGAUUGGCCAGUUCUUACAAAGAUAUCAUUAAAAUGGUGAGAGCUUUACCGGGUGGUCAUCACCGCAUUGAAGAAGAAUAUAAGAUCGAAAAUAUUGAACAUCAGUGGAAUAAAGUGAUAACCGCUCACUCGGAAAGGGAUCACGCAAUCAAUGAAGAGAUCCAACGUCUCGAACGAUUACACCGUUUGGCCGAAAAAUUGUUGCGAGACAUCAAACAGUGUGAUAUCAAAUUGGAUGACAUCGAGAGACAAAUUGUUGAAGAAGAGAAAAGAGUUCAACGUUUACAUCCUUUGGACACAAAGUUCAAUAUCGAUAAAAUAGAGGCCGAACUCAGAGAUGAAGGCGAACGCAUUCAGAGUAUGUUUAAAGACGUACAGUCUCUACGUGAAGGUCGCUAUCAUAAGGCAACUGAACUUCACAAUCGUGUCCAACAACUUCAUCAGAGAUGGUCUGAUAUGAAACUUGAAUUUCAGACUCGAGUUGUCGAACUAUUAGCUCAAAGACGCGCCGAAGCACUUAAAAAACCUUUGACUGAAGAAGAAUUGAUUGCUAAAUAUCACUCUUUCAGAUUUAUUCACGAAUGUAUAUUAUGGGUUCAGGAGAAACACAAGAAACUUGAAAGUCUAGAAUAUGGUCACGACUUGUCAUCAGUUAAAGAUAAUUUAGAUCAGCAAAAGGUUGAGCAUCGAUCAAUUGAACAGUUCCAGAGUAAAGUAGACCAAUGCGACAGAAAUAAGCUGGAAUUUAAAGGCGAAGAGUAUGAAGUUUAUUGUCGAAUGUUGAAUAGACUUAAUAAAGGAUUUUCAGAACUUAUUGUCUUUUCUAAUAAACGAUUGAGUGAUUUGGACACUUUGCUCGACUUUGUUCAGUCGGCCUCUAAUGAACUCAAAUGGUUGACUGACAAAGAAGAUGUCGAAGUAUCACGAGAUUGGAGCUCAAAGACUCUUAAUUUAGUUGAAGUAGAACAACAACACCGGCAGCUAAUUAGUGAUAUGGAGAGACGGGAGCAUCAAUUUAAUAUAGUUCAAGAACGGGGAGAAAGCCUUAUCAGACAACGACAUCCCGCAACCAAAUGCAUUGAAGGCCUUAUGGCACGUAUGCAAUCUCAAUGGUCAUGGCUUCUGCAGCUCAUCAAUUGUCUUGAAGUACAUUCCAAAAAUGCAGGUGAUUAUCAUCAAUUCUUCAAUGAAGCCCGAGAUUGUGAUCAAUGGUUGGCUAAAACUGAAGACAAAUUGAACACCACUUAUAGCAAACAAAACUUUUCACUCGAAGAAGGAGAGCAACUGCUUAAAGAAAUGAAUCGACUUAAAGAAGACAUCACCCGUUUUGGCUCAGUUGUCAACGAUUUAGUCUCCAAGAGUAAAGAUGUGCAUCCACUCAAACAACGACGUGCAGCACUUCCGCGACCUGUAAAAGUACGAUCUGUUUGUCUGAUCAAACAGGACAACAAAACAAUUACUAAAAACGAAUCGGUUACUCUUCACGACAACUCAAGACUGUCCAAAUGGCGAAUCACUACCUCAACCGGUGCCGAACUCAAUGUUCCCGGUGUUUGCUUUGUGAUCCCACCACCAGAUCAAGAGGCCAUUGAUACUGCCAAUGAUUUGAGAAAAAGAUAUGAAGCUUUAGUAGCUCUUUGGGCGAGAAAACAGCACAAACUCAGACAAAACAUGAUUUUUGCUACUUUGAAGAUAGUCAAGGGUUGGGAUUAUCCUACAUAUUGUGCAAUGGAUCCACACCAACGUGAUUCUAUUCUUAGAGCUCUUGAUGAUGACAUCGACAAAAUCUGUCGGGAGGGACCAUCAGAUGAUCCGGGAAAUCAACGCUUACGUGACGAGAUGGACGCUUUGAGGAAAAAGUUUGCCGAAUUUGAUGCUAGAAGACGUGCUGAAGAGGAAGAAAAAUCUAAUUCGACACUUACUAAGAAAUAUACAGAUGCGGCGUCUAAUUUAUUGGAAAAACUAUUAGAAAAAGAGAGAAUUUUGGUUCAGCGCUGUCAGAAUCCUAUUCCCAGAAAUCGUGAGUCAUUGGAACAGCUGGUUGUUGAACAUAAAGAAUGGGAAAUCGACACAAAAUCAUAUGAGUCUGAAGUACAGAGAUGUAAGGAGUUGUUUCAGAACAUUCCUCAAAAGUCACCGACUGUUCAGCGGAAUUACGACGAAAUUCUUGAAAAGUGGAACAGUAUUUGGAAUUUGUCUCAGCUCUACAUCGAACGUCUCAAGACUGUCGAGACUGUUCUUUUCGAUUUAGAGAAAGCAUCUCAAGUGAUAACAAAAGCCGAAAUACAAUUGGCUUCAGGCGAUGAUAUGCCGGCCGAUGAAGUGGCUCUCAGACGAGCGCACAAUGAACUCAUUGACACACAGAAUGACAUUCAAAGAAAUAAAUCUACAUUUGAAGAGUUGACUGUUAGUAUAACUAAAGUUAGACGAAUUGUUGAACGAACCCGAUCUAAGACUUUCACUCAUUCCGAUGUCAAUCGACUUGAAGAUGACGUCAAAAAUCUUAUCAAACGUUUGGAUAACUGCGGCGAGACUUUGAUUGAAAGAUUACGAUUGUUGGAGGCCUGCGCUGAUCUAUUGCGUCAGUACAAGAAGAGAAUGGACAGCGAAAGAUCGUGGAUCAGCCAAAUUGCUGCCAAAGUUAAUACACUAUUAACACGACCCGAUCAGGAGUCAGCCAUUAGAUUAAAUGAACAAUUAGUCGAAAGAAAGCCAUCAAUAGAGGAUACGAACGCUUCCGGCGCCCGAUUCAUACGUGAGGCCAAAAUUCAUGAUUUGAAAAUUAAGAGCUAUAGAGAGAAUCUGGAGGACUCUCAUCCUAGUCUCGAUGCCAGUGCCAAGAGAUCUCGUCGUACUCCUGGCGCUGAUAUUGUUAUCCAAGAGUUGGAUCAAUUGAAUAGUGACUAUAAAGAACUAUUGGAAAAUAUGCAAAGACUUCUCAAUAAACAACUUCAAGAAAUUAAACUAACCAACAUAUUGUCAUUCAAGACAUAUCAUAAUGACUUGGGAAUAGCCGUUGUUAACCAAACAUCUAACCAAAUGGACUUUAAUAAUGAUAUCAAUACAACUACUACUACUACUACUACCACUACUACUUCAUUAACUAUGUCUAACCAACAAACAGAUAAACCAAUUAUUAGUCAAACAAAUGACUUUAAUCACAAUAAAAUAGAGUAUGAAAUGAAUGCCAAAACAUGCAAAACUACAUCAACUCUUGUCCUUAAAACCGGUGACACAGAGUCUGUAAAUAUUAAGCAAAAUUUGAAAGAAUUAGUAUCCAAUGUUGACGAGGAUUCAGCUGUUGGUGUAAUUGAUUCAAAUGUUAAUAAAUUAGGGACUCAGACCUUAACUUUUUCUGAGAUAAAGAGUUCCCGGAGACAGAAAAGUGAAUCAACAGAGACGGAUGAGAUAACAGACAAACCCGAAGCCAGUGCUCGAAGUACGAGCAGAAGUUCGUCCCCACCCUCUCCUAAAAAGGCAAAGUCUGCCUCUGAUAUCGUCAGAGAAAGUAUGAAAUCUAAGAGACUCUCUAAUAAAGUUGAGUCGCGUUUUGAUAUUAGAUCCCGUUCUCCAACCAAACACACAACUGUUGUAUUGAACAGUAGCUCUAAUAGCAUUCCGACCAGUGAUAAGUCAGAUUCAUCUCCAGAAAGGAUGAGUUAUAGUGGAUCCAGUAGUUCUCCCACUCACUCACCAGUUCGCCCAAAAGCAAAAUCUUCUCGAAGGACUUCUCCCGAAAAAGGAGUUGUGUUUAGUGAGAUGUCGUCUUCAAUGUCACAAUCAAUGUCGCAAUCAAUGAAACAAUCCAUGAAAUCUUAUUCCAAAGAUAUUGUCACUAAAUCUGAAUUUAGUUCAUCAACUUAUGAAGAAAGGGAAACGAAAAAAUCAUAUAAAUCUAAAAGAAAUGAUUCAAAAGAAAGUGAGAAAAGUAGGGAAAGUGUUUACAUAUCUAAAACAAAGUCUUUACCUUCUGAUCCAAACAUCAGAUCAGACAGUGAUAUAAGUGAUAAAUUAACCAAAAGUAGUGCACAUAAAGAAUCACUUAUAACUGAUUCCCAAAAUGUUGAGUCAAUGGUUUCAUAUUCUGAUAGUGAUGAAAGUGUAACAUAUGAUUUAGCAAUUAAAAGGGGAAUUAUAGAUAAGGAGACGGGACUAAUAGUUGCUCAAAAAGGUGAUGAAAAAUUAUCAAUCGCUGAAAUGUCUAAACGAGGACUACUAGCACUAGCCACGAGUCCUAUAGCAUUGGCGCAUACAUUAUCAUCAACGUAUACAUCCGAUAGUAUAGCUCCUGUUAGGAAAUCUGUUACCAUCUCUGAAGAAAAACCAAUAGAAAUUGUUACUAUUCGUGACAUUCGUUCAGAAUCCCCGAUAACUAAUAAGAAAUUGAUUCGCGAAACGGUUCAGACAAUUAAAUCUAAAGAACUAUUUAUUAAAGACCCAAAAACACAACGAGAAGUGCCAUUAGAUGAAGCAAUAAAGUUAGGUCUAAUUGACAGUCAAACUGCUAAUGAUCUUAAAGCACUCGAUGAUGAAGUUGAUGGACAUAGAGAGGUGACACUUAAAGAAGUGACAAUUUCUGAUCCAAUAACCGGUGAAUCUUUACCUCUAAAUAUUGCUGUUGAAAAAGGUCUCAUUGAUUCAGAGACAGCAAAAUGUUUAGAAAAACGGCAAAUAAUAGACAAUGUGGUGACCACUACUGAAACCGUAGAGUCGGCCAUAAAUGGCAAAUAUAUUACUACUAUAGAAAAACCUCAAACUAGUACUAAAAUUUUGCGCUCUAGUAGUCUAUCGAAAUCAAAUUCUUCAUCCUCAGCGCAUUCGAGUCCUACCCAAUCACCAUCUGGUUUGAGAUCACCAAAGAGUAGAGUUAGUGAUGAAGAGUCGCAUUUUGAGUUGUCAUUGAGUGGCCCACAGGAUAUACAAUCUUUUGAAAGAGUAACUGCUAUUGAAAAGGUAGCGCAAAGAAAAUUAUCACUUAAUACUGCAUUAGAAGAACAAUUAAUCGAUAGAGAAACGGCUAAUAUCAUUAAAUCGGUAACUCAAACAAUGCCAUUGGAUAGAGCUAUCAUUGAAAAUGUCAUCGACGGCGAUAAGGGAUCAAUUAUUGAGCCACAAAGUGGACAGUCUGUAUCUAUAAGAAAAGCAUUACAUUUGGGACUUAUUGAUGUCGACACCAAACAACUAAUUUAUCCAUUAAAACGCUCGCUAUCUCUUCCUUCACUUAUUCAAAAAGGUCUCUAUAAUCCAAAAGAACGCCUAUUAAUACAUCCAGAAACGGGUCAACUCUUAACUUUAUCUCAAGCCAUUGCCAAUGAUAUAGUCGACAAAAAUAGUAAAUUAAUGGAUCCAAAAACUAAAAAAUCAAUUACUUUAGAGGAAGCAAUAAAUAAGGGAAUAAUAGAUUCAGUAACGGGUGAUGUGACCACUGUUAGUGAUCGUAAGUUAUCAAUAGUAGAGGCCAUCAAAACUAAUUACUUAAGACUACCAACUGUGGCAUUCAAAGAGUCGAGUAAACCGAAAUCAUCUUCUGUUCCAGAAUUAGCCUUUUCAUAUACAGCCGCUUUAAAAAGUGGUUUUCUAAAUAAAGAAUCGCAAGAGUUUACUCACCCUAUAACUAAAGAAGUGAUGCCAAUUAAUACUGCCAUUGAAAAAGGAUUCAUAGAUGAAGUCAAAACUACUGAAUUACCAACAGAUAAACAAUAUAUUACAGUCACUCAAAAACCAGUCACAGAUAUUUCUAAACAAUUGGCAGAAACACUAACAGAAAGUUCUUCAGCGAAGACAAGUCAAUCAAAUGAAUUAACUGAAUUAACCGGAAAAGAUAUGAUUUUACAAAUGGGAGAACAAAAUGAUAAACAAUUGAUUAAAUCAAAAGAUUUACCCUUCGGUGAUACCAUUCCUAAGAGCACUGUUGUUACGAUUGAUUCAAAAGGCGCCGCACAAGUAGUUCACACAACAGUUGAGACAGUUAUCACAUCCACCGGUGAAGUAACUAUGAGAACAUCCAGUGCUGUUCAAUCUAUGGCUGACGCCACCAAAAUGGCUACAGUAAGUGUUACUGCGGGAACAGUUACUUCUCCAACAACAGGAGAACCGUUGAAAAUUACUGAACCUUUAGUUAAAAGGUCACAAGCAGUUGAAAUGUCGACACAAACGGGUGAUAAAUAUACAAUUUUCAGUGCAUUCAACAAUCUUUAUGAUAGUAAUACUAAUAAAUGGAGAGAACCAGAAACUAAACAAUUAAUAUCUUUUGAUGAGUUGGUUAGCAAAGGUGUCAUUGAUUUAGAUGCUGUUAUAUAUGAUAGUAUUGAAGAGAAAACUAAAACAACAGCCGAUGCCAUUAGAGAGGGUAGGAUUGAUAUACAAACAGAAAACUUAAUAAUUGAUGCCAAAGCUAAUAAAGUGUUGCCCAUUACGGAAGCCCUAACUCGGGGUCUUUUAACUGUUGUGGGCGUACCGGUGCACGCGACACAAUCAGUGGCCGCACAACCUCUUGUCAAACAAAAAACAAGUGAAAGUAAAACAAUUCAAACCGACUCUAUGACUGAACCAGAGAAGAGGACAACAGCUUCGACCAAAUCACAGACUGAAGUGAGCCGUCAGCGAGAGAUAAGUACUUCGACGACAUUAUUUCCAUCCGAUUUGCAGAACUUAGAGGACCAAUUGACUGCAACUCUUAGAUGGCUGUCCGAUACGGAGGAGGAGAUGGCCAACCAAAAGCCAAUUUCGGCCGACUAUCAGGUUGUAAAGGCUCAGCUUCAAGAGCAAAAAUUGUUUAAGAAGUUGAUCACCGAUAAAGAAACCAGUGUUAGAUCAUUGCUUUCUUCAGCUAAAACUCUUAUCCAAAGUAUGGAUUCUCAUGAAAGGGCGCCCAUCGAGAAACAGAUGCAUGAAAUCACACGAAGAUUUGAUGCAUUGUUAUCGGCCUGUAAUGACAGAAUGGCAUCUCUUGAGCAAACACUUCCCAUCGCUCGCGCCUUUGCCGAGAGAAUUGGUCCAUUGGGUGAUUGGCUCGAGUCGUCAGAAAGAAAGUUGGCUCAACUGUCAACCCAAAUACCUACUGACCAAAAUCGCAUCCGUAAACGUAUUCAAGAACACGAAUCGCUACAUCGUGAUAUUAUUGGUCAUAAACGAGACUUUGAGGAAUUAACAGAAAUUGCUCAAAAUCUUAUGAGUCUUAUCGGUGAUGAUGAAGCACAAGACGUUGUCGAGCGUUUGCAAAGACUAACCGAUAGAUACGCCAAAUUAGUUGAGGAUAGUAUUGCUUUGGGACAACUAUUGAGUCAAUCUCAUGAAGUGUUGGGCAGCUUUGUCUUGAGUUUCGAGGACAUACUCGCGUGGAUACAGGAGAUGGAGUCACGUCUUAACCGGUAUCGAGUACUCAGUGUAUUUGUAGACAAACUUAAAGAACAAGUCGAUGAACUGACAGAAUUGUCCGAAGAGAUUCACAGCCAUCAGAAACAAGUGUCAGAUAUUGUACGCUCCGGUCAAGAGAUAAUGAAGCACUCGUCAGGCGGUGACUCCAUUUUCAUCAAAGAAAAAUUGGAUUCAUUGCAAUCUAGAUUUAGUGAAUUGACACAUAAGGCUACUGAAAAACUAAUGCAAGCAAAGGAGUCGCUACCCAUUUGCCAAAACUUUCAUAAGGCUCACAACAAUCUGAAUGCUUGGAUGGACAACGCAGAGAGAGAACUCAAAAAUAUUGGUUCUUUGAAUCUGAGUUCUCAAGAAAAGAUAAUUACAAAACUUGAGAAAGAAAUUCCAGACAACAGAACUUUAUUGGAAACAUUGAAUCAUUUGGGACCACAAUUGUCACAGAUAUCUCCAGGACAGGGGGCCGCCACUAUUGAAGGCUUUGUCACUCGAGCCUCCAGAAGAUUUGAUGCCAUUUGCGAACAAAUCCAACGUAAAGCAGAGCGCAUUGAAAUAGAAAAACAAAGAAAUAAUCAAAUACUGGUUGACAUCGAUGAACUGCUUGAUUGGUUUAGAGACGCCGAAAAACAACUACUUGAAGCCGAACCAAUUACACCGAAUCCCGAUGCGUUGGCCAUUCUUUUGAAGGAAACUAAAGCAUUGAAUGAUGACAUCAAUAGUCAAAAGGGAAGAGUACGAGAUGUCAUUACAAACGCUAAAAAAUUGUUGCGGGAAUCGAGUGGUGAAGAUUUGAUUGAAAUCAGAGACAAAGCUGAAGAUUUGAGAGAAUUGGCAAAUCAUGUCUCGCAGUUAUGUCAGGACAGACUGAAUGCCUUAGAACAAGCACUGCCUUUGGCCAUACAUUUCUUUGAAGCGCAUAUAGAACUGUCCCAAUGGUUAGAUGAGGUCGAAAAUGAAGCACAAAUGCUCGGAAAGCCUGGCAUUAAUGCCACACAAAUUAGACGACAACAGGAAAUGACUAAAUCAUUGAUCCAAUCGAUAGCAGAACGCAAGCCAUUAGUUGAUAAACUUAACAAAACCGGUGCCGCUUUGAUGCGAAUUAUUUAUGAGGAGGACGCCAGACAAGUCCAGAAGAUUAUGGACAGUGAUAAUGACAGAUAUAAUAGACUAAAAAAUUUGUUAAGAGAACAACAACAGGCACUCGAGGCCGCACUUCAGGCACACUCACAGUUUGCCGACAAAUUGGACGGAAUGUUGAAUGCAUUGAAUAAUACGGCCGACCAAUUGAGAAAUGCCGAACCCAUUGCUGCACAUCCCGAUAGAAUAAGGGAACAGAUUGUUGAUAACAAUGCCAUUAUUAACGAUUUAGACAAAAAAGCUGGUGCUGUAGAAGCUCUUAAAUCUGCCGCACGCGAUGUCAUUAGUAAAGCUGGUAAGAGUGAUGAACCGGCCAUCAGAGACAUUCGCAAGAAAUUAGAUAAACUGAAUGACUUAUGGGAUGAGGUCCAGAAAAAUUCAAAAAAUAGAGAUCAUUCACUUAAUGAUGCGCUUAAAGUGGCCGAAAAAUUCUGGAAUGAAUUGAAUAAUGUAAUGAAAGCUAUUUACGAUCUUCAGGAUACUCUCAACAAUCAGGAACCACCCGCUACUGAACCAAAUGAAAUCAAACAACAACAGCACCAAUUGAAAGAAAUCAAACACGACAUGGAUCAGACCAAACCAGAGGUAGAUCAUUGCAAACAAACCGGUCGCGAUCUUUUGAAACUAUGUGGUGAACCCGACAAACCAGAAGUUAAGAAACAUUUGGAUGACUUAGACAAUGCUUGGGAUAAUGUGACCUCACUUUAUGCCAAACGCGAGAAGAAUCUGAUCGAUGCUAUGGAUAAAGCAAUGAAUUUUCACGAAAUGCUCCGCAAUUUAUUCAACUUUUUGGACAAAGCAGAGCACAAAUAUGAGUCUUUGGGACCAAUUGCUGGUGAUAUCGAUACAGUAAAGAGACAACAACGCGAGCUUAAAGAAUUCCAACACGAAGUCAAUCAACAUAUGGUUGAGAUCGAAGCACUUAAUAGAGCCGCACACGAACUUCUUGAAGAUGUAUCGCCUGAUCAGGCAAGAAGUAUCAGAGGACCAGUCAAUGAAAUUAACAGAAGAUGGGAUGAGCUCUUGAAAAACAUUAACGACAGACAAACUGAUUUGGAUAAUGCAUUGCUAAGAUUGGGUCAAUUCCAACACGCGCUCAAUGACUUCCUUCAAUGGAUCACAAAGACUGAGCGCACUCUCGACGAAAUGAGACCUGUUUUCGGAGAUCCGCCGGUCAUUGAAGUAGAAUUGGCUAAACAUAAAGUGCUAAUGAAUGACAUUCUGGCUCAUCAGUCAAGUCUAGACUCACUUAACAUCGCUGGCAAACAAAUGUUGGCCUUAGAGAGAGACACUGAGAGCGCCCGAAGCACUAAACGAAAGCUUGAAGAAUUGAACUCUCGGUGGGAACAACUUAUAGCCAAAGCUCACCAAAGACAACGAGAACUAGAAGAUGCACUCAGAGAGGCUCAGGGUUUUAAUCAAGAAAUUCAGAAUUUGUUGGCCUGGCUUAAUGAUGUCGACGCACAACUGUCCUCAUCUAAACCAGUUGGAGGCCUACCAGAGACAGCAAGAGAGCAAUUGAAUCGAUUUAUGGAAUUAUAUACUGAACUCGAAGCCACCCGACCUAAGGUUGAAUCAGUGCUUAAACAGGGAGAGGACUACUUGAGACGCUCGACUGAAGGCGCGGCAACUAAUUUGCAACACAACGUGAAAACUCUUCGCCAAAGAUGGGAAAAUGUCUUGAGUCGUGCCAAUGAUCGCAAAAUCAAACUGGAAAUUGCAUUACGAGAAGCAACUGAAUUCCAUGAAGCGCUUCAAGAGUUCGUCGAUUGGUUGACUUCUUCGGAAAAAUAUCUUACAAACUUACAGCCCGUCAGCCGUAUUGUCGACAGUGUAUUGCAACAAAUAGAGGAACAUAAGAACUUCCAGAAAGACAUUGCUGGACACAGGGAGACAAUGCUUAAUCUUGACAAAAAGGGAACUCAUUUGAAAUAUUUUAGUCAAAAACAAGAUGUAAUUUUGAUAAAGAACUUAUUGGUCAGUGUUCAGCAUAGAUGGGAACGAGUUGUUUCCAAAGCUGCCGAACGCACCCGAGCUCUCGAUCACGGAUUCAAAGAAGCCAAAGAGUUUCUCGACGCCUGGACUGAACUCAUGUCUUGGCUAAGCGAUGCAGAAAAGACAUUGGACUCAAUUCAACAAAUGAGUAAUAAUCCCGAAUUGAUUAAACAAAUGCUUUUGAAACAUAAAGAGUUUCAGCGCUCUCUCGGUGCCAAACAGUCCAUCUAUGACGCGACCAUUAAAUUGGGUCGAACUCUCAAAGAAAAGGCACCAAAAUCUGACGGACCAACACUUCAGGAUAUGAUUGACGAACUUAAGAACAAAUGGAAUUCCGUAUGUAAUAAAUCAGUGGACAGACAGCGCAAACUUGAAGAAGCCCUGUUGUAUUCUGGUCAAUUCAAAGAUGCCAUUCAAGCACUCAUUGAUUGGUUAGAUAAAGCAAAAAGAGAGUUGGCUAUGGAUAUGCCUGUCUAUGGAGAUCUCGAUACUGUGACCGCUCUGGUCGAGAACCACAAGACAUUCCAAGAAGAAUUUAAGAGUCGGGCCAAGAAUUUGGAAUCAGUCCGCAAAACAUCUCGUGAUUUAUUGCAAACGGCUAAUGCAGAAGAUGCUCGUCAUAUCAAAGAACAGAUGAGUCUCUUGGAAAACAAAUGGGAAGAAGUGUCGCGAAUGAGUGAAGAGAAACAAAUACGUUUAGAGGACGCUCUCAGACAAGCGGAACAGUUACACAAAUCCGUUCAUAUGCUUCUUGAAUGGCUGUCCGACGCUGAGAUGAAAUUGAGAUUUGCUGGUCCACUGCCUGAAGAUGAGGCCACAACAAGACAACAAAUUGCUGAACACGAGAGGUUUAUGCGCGAAAUGGCCGCACAAGAGAAAAACAAAGACGCGACUAUUGCUUUGGCACAAGAAAUCUUACAGAAGUGUCAUCCGGACGCUACACCUGUUAUUCGCCACUGGAUUACAAUAAUACAGUCGCGUUGGGAGGAAGUGGCCGCUUGGGCUCAACAGAGAGAACAAAGAUUACAGGACCACUUAAGAUCAUUGAAAAAUAUUAUGGAUCUAUUAGAAGAGCUGCUCGCAUGGCUUAUUGGCGCAGAAGCAUCUUUAUUGGCCGCUGAAGCUGAACCACUGCCCGACGAUGUGUUGGCAUUAGAGCGUCUUAUUGAAGAACACCAGCGUUUCAUUGAUGAUAUGAUUCGCAAAGAACCUGACGUUGAAAAAGUUGCCAAAGCUUUCACAACAAAGAGGACAACAAAAGAACAGAUUAGAGCUGGUAUUGACAAAGGAAGACGAGGAUAUCCUCCGCGCACAUCAACUCCAACGAGAGGUAUUGAACCUGAGAUUAAACACCCGCGCGCUCGGGAAUUACUCGAGAAGUGGAGCACUGUCUGGAAGUUGGCUAUGGAUCGUAUGAAACGACUUCAGGAUAAACUUAAUUACAACAGAGAAUUGGAUCGAAUGAGAAACUUUGAUUUCGAUGAAUGGCGCCGUCGGUUCCUCGGAUGGAUGAACAACAAAAAGGCCAGAAUUAUGGAUUUUUUCCGAAAGAUAGACACAGACAAUGACGGAAAGGUUACCAAAUCUGAGUUUGUUGAAGGAUUCCUCAACUCUAAGUUCCCUACAAGUCGUCUUGAGAUGACUCGCGUGGUCGACAUAUUUGACCGAAACAAUGACGGAUACGUUGACCAAAAGGAGUAUUUGGAUACAUUGAGACCCGAUAGAGAUCAACCUAAAACCGAGGCUGAGAUCAUUGAAGAUGAGGUGCAGCGACAGGUGAACAAAUGUAAUUGUCUGACCAAAUAUAAGGUCCAUCAGGUCGGAGAAGGCAGAUAUCGGUUUGGCGAAUCACAAAAACUUCGUUUGGUUCGUAUCCUUAGAAGUACUGUAAUGGUUAGAGUGGGUGGCGGUUGGGUAUCACUCGAUGAGUUCCUCGUAAAGAACGAUCCGUGCAGAGCUAAGGGUCGUACAAAUGUGGAACUUCGGGAGCAAUUUAUUUUGGCCGAAGGAGUCAGUCAAUCGAUGACUCCAUUUAAAUCAAAGUCUCCCAUAAGACCGGACGGAACCAUUAGCACUACGGGUCCCAUAACUAAGAUCCGCGAAAAGAGCGAGCGUUCCGUUCCGAUGUCUCACUCACAUCACUAUCGAUAUGGAAAUUCUACGAGCGAUUACAGCUUCAGUGAUCAGGCAGACAGCUCCGGGGCCUCUAAAGGCAGACCAAUUAGUCGUCUAACCGUUGGAUCUGGCAGUAAACCAAACUCGAGACCCGGUAGCCGUCAUUCAAGUCGACCAUCGAGUAGAGCUGGAAGUGAUAUGUCAGUGGAAAGUCUUGAGGGAUAUCAACAACGCAGGAGCCAAUCAGUGACCCGAACUAAACUGGGUUUUACAUCGACCAAAACUAAUGGGACAAAUGGCAGACAGGAGUGGAAAAAUUAUUAAAAUUUAAUUUUGUUAACUAAUUUUAUAUUUUAUCAACAAUUGUGUUAAUGUAUGGAUUAAUUACUUAAUAAUUGACUAUAUUUUAUAUAAAUGUCUGAAAUAUCGGGCAAUAAUUAGGAUAAUUAUAAUAAUAAUCUCUAAUCAUUGUUAAAGUUCACUAACAAUUAAAACAGUCAUUUAACGACACCUUUGAUGUAAUGGCUAUCAAAUGUAAGGCCUCAACAAAAAACAUCAACAAAAAAAUCACUAAUAAUUUGUCUAUUUUUGUACUUAACUAAUAGUAUUAUAUAAAUAUUAUUUGAAAUACAUUUUGUAUUCAUAUAACACUUUUAAAGCCCUUCUUUACGCCAAAAAAUGCAAUUUUGAAAAGAGAAAGAUUAGUCAUUUGAAUGGACCUAAAAAUAGGUCUUAUUUUUCUGACAUAAUUUUGUAAAAUCAUUGAACUCCUCGACAGAUAGGGAAGGACUUCAAUACAUCUCUUGUUUUUUAGAGACAAAUAAUACAUUUUGAAAGCUAUAUUUUUUCAUUAAUUAUAUAAAUUAAUUUAUAAUUUUAAACUAAUCAAUUGUAAACUAAACACAUACACAAACAAAUUUUUAUUAUAUAUUAAAUUUUAUUAAAAUUUAUAUAGAAAUAACUUAUAAUUUAAUAAUAAAA